UCUCUGGAUGAAAGGAUAGUAAAGAAAACUAAAUAAAGCAUGCCACUCUGUAUUCAUUUCAUUGACUCAAUGUUCUUCUUUUUAUUGCUUCUCUUUGGUCAUAAUGAAUAUUUGAUUGGUUAUGGCAUAAUAUAGAAAAUAAGCAUGUACAUUUCCUGCAAAUUCUUUUUUUUUUCUUUCCUUUUUUUUUUCUUGAUAAUGAAUCGAGAUAGCUUACAACCAUCUGAAAGUGAUAUAGACAAUGACCCUAUGCAUGACAAUGAAGAGGAUUGGCAAGAUGCGGAAUCAACUCAACCGACUCAAAAAGAACUAGAAAACCAGAUUAUCAAUGAAACAGAACUACGACGUCAAAUCAAAGCUAUUCAACUCACCAACUUGACACCUCAGGAAAAAGCAAAAAAAAUACAGUAUCUAAUGUCUCAUGGCAAGACAGAACCAUCACAAGCUAGUUCAAGUAAGGAUCCUGUCGAUCAUGGCUAUUGUAAAUCCUAUCAUAAUGAAGAAGAGGAUGUGUUGGGCUGUAAACAUUAUCGACGUAACUGUAAAUUACAAGCCAAUUGUUGUCAAAAACUAGCCAGUUGUCGUUUCUGUCAUGACGAUGUAGAAGACCAUACGAUUGUUCGAAGUGACACCAAGAACAUGUUGUGUAUGUUUUGUUUAAAACUUCAACCAGCAGCACAAUCAUGUAUGCAUUGUGGAGAACAAAUGGCUCGUUAUUAUUGUGAUCAAUGUAAAUUAUGGGAUGAUGACCCAAAGAAGUCCAUCUACCACUGUGAUGAUUGUGGUAUUUGUCGACAAGGAAAAGGACUAGGCGAAGAUUUCUUUCAUUGCAAGAAAUGUAAUAUUUGUCUCAGUAUUUCAAUGAAACAGCAUAAAUGUAUUGAACGCAACUUGGAAAGCGAUUGUCCUAUUUGUGGUGAAUACAUGUUUACCAGUACUUCCACUGUCAUUUUUAUGCCUUGUGGACAUUGUAUCCAUAAACACUGUUACACUGCUUAUAUUCAAACAUCUUAUCAAUGCCCUACUUGUCUCAAAUCUUUAGGCGAUAUGUCUGAAUACUUUAAUCGACUCGACAAAGACCUGGAAAGACAACCUAUGCCUGCUGAGUACGAAAAGUACAUUUCACACAUCUUUUGUAAUGACUGUGAACAAAAGACACCUGCAAAAUACCAUUUCUUUUAUCAUAAAUGUGGCCAUUGUGGUAGUUUCAAUACAACUGUACUCAAGACAGAGAACACAGAAGAAACAAAACGAACACAACCGACCACAUCCACAGAAGUGUUUGGAUUGGCUUCUUCUCAUAAUUCAGACCAAGAGCAAUUAAUGCAAGCACAAACAGCAGGUAAUUCAACCAAUGCAUUCUUGGGCCAUCGACCUCCUCCUCCUCCUUCUGCCUCUAGUUCAUCUUCAAGAAGAAGAUCUGGAGCUGAAUCCAAUGAAGGAUAAAAUAAAUGUUUAU
This is a messenger RNA of Gilbertella persicaria, 1459 nucleotides long. RefSeq names its product zinc-ribbon-domain-containing protein. The record is from RefSeq and is a predicted model, not a curated record. NCBI's taxonomy places the organism in Eukaryota, Fungi, Mucoromycota, Mucoromycetes, Mucorales, Choanephoraceae. Gene Ontology annotation, biological process: ubiquitin-dependent protein catabolic process; protein ubiquitination. Gene Ontology annotation, cellular component: nucleus. The transcript has 5 exons. Bases 145 to 1446 code for a protein of 433 amino acids. Gene Ontology annotation, molecular function: zinc ion binding; ubiquitin protein ligase activity.